AUGACCAUGUCCACCCCUUUGUUAAUACAACCCUGCCCCUUCCACUUCAAAUGGAAGAAUCAAUUCGCUUUUUCUAAUAAUCGCGUUCACACACCUCACUCCUUCACGCCAAUCACAAAACCACUUAACACAAUCAAAUCUCACUUAAUCCACAAAACCCCGUCCUCAAUAAGUUCCAAUCCCAAUCCCAAUUCCAACUCCAAAAGCACUUUUGAGUCUCUCGUAACCUCUAUAUGGAACACGCUUCGAAAACCCGUGGUAGCCGCGAUAUUAAUUGGGGUUUUGUUAAUGUUCGGUCCGAACCCUGCCUUAGCAGCAUCUGGCGGUAGAAUGGGAGGAAGAUCUUUCUCUUCUUCAUCUUCGUCUUCAUCUUCGUCGUAUUCGUCUUCCUCGAGGAGCUAUUCGGUUCCAUCGCCGAGUCCAGGGUUUUCUUACUCUACUCCGUUUAGCGGCGGGGGUUACUAUGGAUCUACCGUUGGAGUUGGAGUACUUGGACUUGGUGCUGGUGCUGGCUCCAGUUUCUUUCUCAUUCUUGUUGGUUUUGCCUCUUUUGUUUUGGUUUCUGGUUUUCUUUCUGAUCGUUCUGAGGAUAGUGUUCUCACUGCUGCUGGAAAAACCACCGUUCUCAAACUUCAGGUUGGGUUGUUGGGGAUGGGUCGCACACUUCAAAGGGAUCUGAAUAGGAUUGCAGAGGUUGCAGAUACAUCAUCUUCAGAAGGUUUGAGUUACGUUUUGACAGAGACCACAUUAGCUUUGCUUCGGCAUCCUGAUUACUGUAUCUCAGGAUAUUCGUCGGUAGACAUAAAGCGGGGUAUAGAAGAUGGGGAGAAGCGUUUUAAUCAACUUUCAAUUGAAGAGCGAGGAAAGUUUGAUGAAGAGACGCUGGUCAAUGUUAACAACAUAAAGAGGCAAAGCACGAGAAAUCAGAGAUCUAACGGGUUCAGCAAUGAAUACAUAGUGAUAACAAUCUUGGCAGCGGCUGAAGGAGAACUUAAACUUCCUAGCAUCAAUGGAAGUGGAAACUUGAAAGAAGCUUUACAAAAACUCGGAUCCAUUCCUUCAAGCAAAUUAUUAGCAGUUGAGGUGUUAUGGACUCCACAAAAUGAGAACGAUACUCUCUCAGAACGGGAGUUACUCGAAGAUUACCCACUUUUGCGGCCUUUGUAA
Messenger RNA from Lathyrus sativus (Indian pea), 1167 nucleotides. The record is from the annotation of a GenBank genome assembly. NCBI's taxonomy places the organism in Eukaryota, Viridiplantae, Streptophyta, Magnoliopsida, Fabales, Fabaceae.